AUGUGGGGUAUUGUCAGCCAGGACAGCGGCACCUCUGACAAUGCUGCGCUCCCCCCGGCACUGCCCUAUAGCGACAGCCAAGACUAUAUUGAGGAGUGUAAAUCCAUUACGUGUGGCCCCAACACAACGUGUCACAACACAGAGGGAGCUUUCUACUGCAUGUGUGACCCAGGGUUUGCCACGAGCACCGGAAACACUACUUUCGUCAACACAACGACUGUCUGUGAAGAUUUGGAUGAGUGUAAAUCCAACAUAUGUGGCACCAAUGCGACUUGUCACAACACCGUGGGAGCUUUCUACUGCACGUGUGACACAACAUUUGUCUCUACCACCGGAGAAGCUUCCUUCACCAAUGGAACAACUCACUGUGAACAUUUUGACUGUCUUCCUGACGUGAACAAGCACGAUGCAAUCAUUGGGGAGCGAUGUGAUUCCAGCCGCCCAGUCGGAUUCCGAAAGAAUCCUCAGCUGCUCGGCAGUGAGUUCUGCCCUGUGAUCGAGAAAAUCUUCCACUUGGCUGAUGAGUUCUGUCAAAACUUUACCAGGCGACUCGCUUUGGAGAACGUCACGUCAUUCGCAAGCGACCUCGUGGGCAGAGACGAGCUGUGGAACAGUAUGGAGACUGACGAGCGCAUGCAAUCUGCUAACGCCUUCCUAACCCUGGUGGAGAAAUCCGCAAUUGCGGCUGCAUUGGAUCUGCCCGAUCAGGGAGUGAGGAGGAACCAGACGGAAAUCAUGGAAGUGGAAGUGCGGAUGUUUCGUGGGGAAGGGACAUCCGAGCGGGAAAGGGUGAGGUUACAGGCCAGGAACAACACGAUGGACAUCUUUCGGGACACAGUGACUGGGGGGAAAACCACAGGUUUUGGUGCUGUUUCUUUCAUCGCCUACAGAGACCUGGAUGCAGUGCUGAACGGCACAGAAUUCAUCAUCGACGGAAAAACAAGGCAUUUCUACUUGGCGUCUGAGGUCAUCUCAGCCUCUCUCAGCCACAGGACAGGUCACACACCCCACCAGACCGUGAAUUUCACUCUCAGACACAAGGAGUCUUGGGAUAGAGGCCUCACUUCAGUGAGUGAUGAUGAUCAAUUGGAAUGGGGAAGGGAUAACCGCUGGAGCUAA
Messenger RNA from Callorhinchus milii (elephant shark), 1119 nucleotides. Its product is annotated as adhesion G protein-coupled receptor E1-like. Bases 1 to 1119 code for a protein of 372 amino acids. The record is from RefSeq and is a predicted model, not a curated record. The transcript is spliced from 8 exons. Gene Ontology annotation, molecular function: calcium ion binding. Lineage: Eukaryota; Metazoa; Chordata; Chondrichthyes; Chimaeriformes; Callorhinchidae.